CAGAUCGCCGCCGCUGGAAAAUUGAACGCGACAGGAGCGAGAGGAGCCACCGCCGUUCUCAUAUCGACGCCGCUUGUUCGAAGAGAAUUCAGUCGCCGUCGCCGCAGAUUUCCGUUGUCCAGUUGGUGUCGCUGCCGCUGGUCCGUCUAGAACUUCCGUUAGAAGAGCCGCCGAUUACUUCCCUUGCUCCCACGGUCUGGUGCGGCCAAAUUGAAAAUUCUGAUCGAAAAAAAAAGGGGGAGAAGUUGGAGAUGUUCUGCACCUUGAAUGAUGUUAGGCAUGUUCUACUUUUGACAAAGAAUCUGAUAUCCUUGCCUCGUCUCGACAGUAAGGGUUUCAGUUUCGAAGGUAAAGGUGGAGUUAUGAGUGUCUACAAGGAUUCGAAGGUGGUUCUGAAAGGUAUUAAGCAUGGUACCUUAUAUCUUCUACAAGGAUCUGUCAGUGUUGCAUCUGAGAUUCAUAGAGGUGAUGAAAGUCUUAAUGUUGAGGUGGAGGUUCCAUCUGCACGGAUUGAGACUGUUGAUCACCUAGAAGAAUCAUCUGUUUCUACGCCUCAAUGAGGCGAUAUGCGCCCCGCGAUGGGGCGAUCUGGGCUCGUAUGGGGCAAUCUGGGCCCCAUAAAGGGCAAUUUGGGCUUCAGGAGGAGGAGCCAUCUGGACACUAGGUUAGUGUCAUCUGUUUUUGUUCAGGUUCCAUGAAGAGUCAUCUGGACUCAAAGUGGAGUUUGCAUCUGUUGGUGUUUUAGCUUGAGUUAUCUGUUCCCAUGAGUGAGGGAAAUCUGUUUUGGUGUGUCACUACACUUCUGAACUCAAGUGAAACAAUCUGUUCUUGUCUUUUAGUGACAUUUGCGUCCUUGGUUGGACUUCAGGUACCUAUGGUACAUCUGGUCACUUCUGGAAGGGAAUAUGAUACAUCUGCUAUCUUUUGAGGAGAUUCAAGUCAAGGUGGAGAUUUGUUAGAAAAUGCCUUGAAUAUCUUUCCUAAUCUCAUCUUUAGAUAUAUAGUAGGAUUAGGAUUACCCAUAUCCCC
Molecule: messenger RNA, 1029 nt
Organism: Cuscuta campestris
Lineage: Eukaryota; Viridiplantae; Streptophyta; Magnoliopsida; Solanales; Convolvulaceae
Source: the annotation of a GenBank genome assembly